Molecule: messenger RNA, 2490 nt
Organism: Chaetomium fimeti
Lineage: Eukaryota; Fungi; Ascomycota; Sordariomycetes; Sordariales; Chaetomiaceae
Exons: 1
Coding region: 126-2231 (701 amino acids)
Molecular function (GO): protein binding
Source: RefSeq, a predicted model, not a curated record
UCUCAGCUAUUUUUAUCACCGACCGACCACACAGUACGUGGCUACCUGCAUAUUGAGGCCUGACAACUGUGAUCAUGCAUUCGGUUGAACAUGGUAUUUAAGCAACGAGGCAAACCAUCACCAAAAUGAGAGACAUCACCGAGCUGCCUCGUGACAUUUUCCUCUUUAUUAUUUGGUAUCUCUCGCCUCGCGCUUGCGUACGCUCCCGCGCCGUUAGUCGCCGAUGGUACGCCGCCUUCACGAGCGAAGAUAUCUCACUGCUUCUCUUGCGCUGGAAUAUUCCCCGGUGUCGUGAAUUACGUUUAGCUGCUGCUGUCGCAUCAGGGUCGAUCUUGUCGGCCAAACUCCCCGCAAAUGUGAAGGCCGAACUCGAAGAUAUUGCCGAGCAUCCCUACAACUGGUCGUCGACCUUCGCCGAGGUGGCUCGCCGAUAUCACUAUUUGAAUAAAGGUCGUCCACGGGUCGUUGAGAAGCUCGAGUUGGCCGCGAGUAGCCAGGAACAUGGGUCCAUCUUCUCGUUUUGGGGCGUCGCACAUUGGAACCGGUUCCUGCGCGUGAGCUACGGGACUUGUAACUUCCAUUACCCUGAUCCGGUCUGGUGGUACAGCCAGGAAGACGGAGUGUUGGUGUACCCAGCCGCCUUGGAAGUCCCGCCAGAUCGUUGUGACGGGCGCAUUUAUCAUAUCCUCGACCUCGCCACUGGCCAACGGGUCCCUGUUCCCUUUGACGUCCGCGCAAGGCACGUUCGUCGAGUUCGGUUAGCCCAAGGGGUGCUCAUUUUUGAGUGGGCAGAAGCACUGCCAUACCACCAACUAAAUGACCGAGAGGUCGUGCAUCGCCAUUUUGUCACGGCUUACGACGUCAUUCGCAAGCCCUCCGGCCUUGCCGCUGGAAGAACAUGGGCAGUCGAGUUCCGUUCCGAGUGGAAGCUGCAUUUUCUCGGCUUGCCCCUGAACCGCUCUGAUCGCUUCUUCUCGGCACACACCGCCACCCACUACGCCGUGUACUUCUGGCAACCUAACCGCUCACUCUAUCAGGAUGAUCCUAUCGAGCAGCUGGCUGUUUGGGAUAUCUCGUCGCCCAGCCCGUACCGACCAUCAGAAGAUCCCCACGGCGGCAAGCGGCCAACCGUCGCCCGAGCACCAUCCUUACCAACUGGUUUGUGGAACGGGCAGAAGAGAACGUCAGCUGGCAGCAAUAUACGCGGGUUUGUUGACUCCAGCGCAGAUUUGAAACCGUCCAGGAGGGCCUCAUUGGCAACUGCUACCGCUGGGCCUCAGGUUGUCCGACGUAUGGCUUGGCGCGAGCUGGACUUUUACGGUUUACGCCAACGAGCAACACCACGACUCAGGAGCUUGGCUUUGGAUAGCCAGAAUCUUUAUGUGAUAGAAGAAGAGCACCGCUGGGCAGAUGGCCAGCAUAGCUCCCUGAGCCCACCCCGUGUGCAUUUGGUUCGAAGCACCGGAAUCCCAGUUAUCCCGGCGCCAACCUCGGUCACUCAGGGAGCCUGCAAGAUUGCUGCUCGGUCAACUACCGAUCUCGCCGGGGCUGGCCAACCUGACCUCCAGACGGCUACCCUGUCCAACAUCGUUGACGGGCCGGUCAACGGUCCCAUGUGGGUCGAUACAUGUGGUGCAAACGGGGAUGUCGACAUGAACUUUUGCUGGCGUAUGGCAAACACCAACGGCAGAAGACCGAGCAUGCCACAUGGUGUGUGGCUCGCUCCAACUACGGGACGUCACCAGGAAAACUACGACGAUCGGCCGCAACCACGAUCAUCACCGAGUCCUGUGGGCUGGCCAUGGGCACUCGGUGAAACGGGCUCGUCAAGCCCCCUAAUCGCGACCGAAUCGACUCGCUGGCCUGGCUGGGCCCCUUGCUGGCGCCACGAAGAUUUCCCUUACCUAACCAUCUCGGAGAUGGUGGACUUUGCCGCUGGUGUGCGGGUAACGGCCCGUCACAGCUUCAUGUUUGAGGGCUUAUCGGUCUAUAUCCGCCCGGCCGUUGUAGUUAAAAGUACCGCGACGGCGAUGGUGGACCAAAGCAAUGGACUUGCGGGGAAUACUAAGCGGCGUCCUAGCGCUACGAAGGCGGUUGCAGCGAGAAGCAAGGAAGCUAUAUUCCCGAACCAGAUGUGGUCUGAUCUCGCCGCUAAGGGGCAUAUUGCUGGAGAUGAGCGGUGGAUUGUGGGAGAGGAUGAGAAGGGGAGGAUUACUGUGGUGCGCUUCUGAACGAUACCACAGCCACCGAUAAUCUUCAGAGUAGAUCUUGGGAGGCUUGCUCCUUAUAGGUGCUCCAUUGGGAAAUCAAGACGACCUCCUCUCACGCCUUAUCCACGUCAAGAAAAACACCAUCAACUCUCCAAAGCCAAACCACGCCGAGGGAAUCACAAGUUUACUUUGCAGGUUUACUUGCUGCCCGAAAAGCGCCUAAUAUGGCUGUCACGCGAAUGGCCGACUCAGCUCAUUUCUAAUUGGGAGGGGGGCCUGA